AUGGCAGGAGCGUGGAGGCUGGGCUGGCUGCUGGUGCCCCUGCUGGCCACGCUCGGCGCCCCCUUGCCAGGCACGGUGGUCAGACUCAACAAGGCAGCACUGAAUUACGUGUCUGACAUCGGUAAAGCCCCUCUCCAACGGGCACUGAAAGUGACUGUCCCCGAUUUCCUGGACCAGAAUGGUGAGGUUCUUCAAUCCUCCAGGUUCCAGGUUCUGGACGUGCAUGUGCCCCACCUCCACUUGAAAUUCAUUGCCAGUUUUGGGGUGCGUCUGUCGGCAACAGCCAAUUUCACAGUCCGGGUCUUUGGUGUCCGGGAAGCCCUGGAGCUGGGGCUGCCUGUGGUCCUGCUGGCUGACGUGCACGUGGCCCAAGACUCCAUCGGGACCCUGGUGCUUGGCAUCGCCACCUGCUCUGCACGCUUCCGCAUGGCCAGCGUGCUGAAUGGCAGUAACAGAACCUCCCCUGUGCAGCUGGCCCUGGCACAGAAGCACAUCAAAGCCGUCCUGAACAACAAGCUAUGCCUGCUCAUCUCUGGCCUGGUGCAGGACCUCAAUGUUCACCUGGGCACCUUAAUUGGCCUCACCCCCGUGGGCCCUGAGUCCCAGAUCCGCUACUCCAUGACCACUGCGCCCACUAUCACCGGUGACUACAUGUCCUUAGAUGUCAGCGCUGUUCUCUACCUGCUGGGCGUCCCUAUCCACCUUCCCUUUCACGACGCGUCCCCCUUCAUGUUGCCUUGGGCUGUGGGCAACAGGAGUGCGAUGGUGAACGUGGGCCUCUCCCAGCAUGUGUUCGAGUCUGUCCUUCUGCUUCUGCAGAAGGCUGGCUCUCUCAACCUGGACAUCACGGGACAACUGAAUUCUGAAGACAACACUCUGAACACCUCUGUCAUGGGCCGACUCAUCCCUGAGGUGGCCCGCCAGUUCCCUGAGCCCAUGCCCGUGGUGCUCAAGGUCCAGCUGGGUACCACGCCCACGGUCACACUCCGAGCCAACAACGCCACUCUGCGGCUACAGCCUUUUGUGGAGGUCUUGGUGGCAUCCUCCAACUCUGCCUUCCAGACUCUCUUCUCGCUGGAUGUGGUGGUGAACCUGAGCCUUCAGCUGUCUGUGUCUGAGGCGAAGCUUCGGGGGACCACGUCUGUGCUGGGGGGGGUCCAGGUCUCCGUGGCCUCUUCUAACGUUGGCUCCAUUGAUAUGGAUCAGAUGCACACACUCACAGGCAACGUGUUCCAGAAGGCCCUGCUGGACCACCUCAAUGCUCUCCUGGGCAUGGGGAUCGCUCUUCCCAGCGUGCUCAACCUCCACUAUGCCCACCCUGAGGUCUUGGUCUGUGAAGGCUAUGUUGUGAUAUCCAGUGGACUCUCCUACCAGCGCUGA
This is a messenger RNA of Jaculus jaculus (lesser Egyptian jerboa), 1380 nucleotides long. RefSeq names its product BPI fold containing family B member 2 (gene Bpifb2). Lineage: Eukaryota; Metazoa; Chordata; Mammalia; Rodentia; Dipodidae. The transcript has 15 exons. Gene Ontology annotation, molecular function: lipid binding. The coding region runs from base 1 to 1380 and encodes 459 amino acids. The record is from RefSeq and is a predicted model, not a curated record.